AUGUCAGCAGCAACAACAACUCAAAUGAUUUAUGAUCAUAAGUUAUUAAAUGUCUUUGUGAUGCCAACAUUUAUGAGAAUUGAUAAUACGACUCGUUUACAACGCAUACCGCAAAGUGAUGAUAAUUUAAUUCAAUCAGUUCAAAUUAAUUCCAAUUUCACAAUAGAAAAUUUACUUCAAACUAUCAUAUCAAAAGAUGAUAUCGUUCAAUUAGAACGAGAGUAUAAUACAUUAUUGAUGAUUGAUGGUGAAUUAAUCUCUUCUUCAAACACUAAUAUCAUGCGUUCUCUUGAAAAAGUUAGUGGAACAACUACUACAGUAUAUAUUUUAUUUGUACCAACUGAACAAAAUUUAAAAAUUAUUCAUAGUCCAAUAACAGAAGUUUUUAUUCAUUUUGUUCAAAAACAAGAAAAAAUAAAAAAGUGUACACCUCGUUUUGUUACAAUAAAAAGUACAAAAUUUGAUGAUAAUAUUCAAUCAAUUAAAGAAUAUAUUAUUGAUCAAUUACAUUUAAAUAAUAUAACAAAUAUUAAUAAUUGUUCAUUAAUCUGUUGUGGACAUGAAUUACAAAAUCAUGAAACAUUAAAUGAUAAAUUAAAAUAUUUUCCAUUAACUUCAAUAUUAACAUUUAUUUCUAAUUCAACUAUUGAUAAUUUAUCUGAUGAUGAUAAAAUACUUGAUAGUCAAAGAAAUAAAUUUUAUGAUUUUUAUGCAAUUUUAUUAUCUAUUCGUUUUCUAUUAUUACAUUUAAUAUUUCAUAAUAAAAAAUAUGAUAAAAAUUUUGAACGAUUUUUUCGCUAUUGUGAUCGUGAUAGAUCAUUAACAUUAGAAAAACGAGAAAUUGAUAUUGGUUUAUUAACAUUAUGUAAACUUUUUAAUAUUAAAGAAUCAAAAUUAUGGACUAAAGAUAAAGGAUUAAAUCAUGAUCAUUUAAGUUAUUCUGAUAUAAUACCAACUAUUCCAUAUAAACAAUAUGAUUUAAAUGAUUUUAAACAUAUAUUUAUUGAUAUUUUAGUUGAAUAUAUACGUCGAACAAAAUUUCAUUUAUUUUAUAAUAAAUCAUUUUCAAUUCAACAUAUAUAUAAUGAACAUUUUUUAAUAAUACUUGAUAAAAUGUUAAAUGAAUCAAUGGAAAUACAUUCAAAACAAAUUGUAGAAGAUAUAUCAUUAAUGCAUUUUAUUUGUGAAACAUUAAAAUUUAUUUUAUUAAUUAUUGGAUUUCCUAUUAAAGUUAUACUUGAAAGUUUUCAUUUUAUAACAAAAAAAUUUUCUUAUACAAAAAUAUGCCGCUAUCUAUUGUAUGUAUUUACUAUUCUUAUUCUAUUUCCAUUAUCAUUAUUUGCCUAUGUACCAUUUAUAAAUGUUGGUAUAUAUCAUUAUCUUUCAAUUAAAUAUCCAAAAGAAUUAUUUGAAAUAUUAUUUCAAACAUAUUGGCCAGUAUUUUUAUUAAUCUAUUUUAUAUUAAUAUUUUCAACAGAAUUUAUUGAUAAAACAUUUAUUAGAAAAAAACAUUUAAAAUUAGUUCAAUUAACAUAUGAACAAAGUGAAAUUGAAAUUAUGGAAACAUUAGCAGAUGUUAUUGAAACACAACAAGAUGAAUAUGAAAAAAAACAAAAACAUAAACGACUUAAAUGUUUAACAGGUGAUAAUGAUAAAGAUAAAGAUGAAAAUGUUCAUUUUUUAACACGAAAAAAUAUGUAUUCAUCAAGAACACAACUUACAAAACAGAUAGGAUCUUAUAAUAAAAUGACAUUUGUUCAAUUAAUCAUUAUUGGUAUUAUUGUUAUUUUAUUUAUUGUUACGGGUAAUUCACUUAUUCCAUUAAUUAAUUGGAAUUCAAAUGAAACAGCAAUUAAAUUUCAUUAUCAUUAUCAUCGACAUCAUCAAACACAUCAAAAACAUAAUUCUGUUGAUCGUUUAGUUAAAGUAAUUGAAAAUACAUUUAUUAUUUCAAAUUAUCUUGUUUAUACAUUAUUUCUUGGAACUCUAUUCACAAGUCUUUCAAUCUAUGGAUCAUUAGCUCGUAAAUUAAAAAAUUUAAUGACAUGUAUUGAUACAAAUGAACAUUUUUUAGAAAUGGAUUCACCAUUUUAUUUUGAUAUAACAAAAUCAAAUAGUUUAGAAUAUGUAUUAGCAUUUAUUAGAAAUCAAACAUUAAAAGUUGAUAAAAAUAAAAUUUAUAUUGCAACAAUUGGUUUUGCAUUAAUAAUUGAUUUUGGUUUAGCAUUAAUGGGAUUAAUAAGACUAUUUUUACAUAAAGAUAAAUUAGGUAAUUUAUUUACAAUAUUUUUACUCUAUAAUAUUAUUAUUUUAUCAAUAUUUAUUAUCAUAUUUUUAGCAAUUGUUAUUUAUAUUAAUAAAAUACUAACAGAUGAUUUUUUACAAUUAUUAAGAGAUAAACAAAAAUUAAUAACACAAUUAUUAAUACAUUAUGAAAAAGAUCUAGAAAAUUUGAAUAAAAAUAGUGAUGAUCAACUUACAAGAAAAAUGACAUCAAAAAUAAAUGAUUUAAAAAUUAAUCAUAAUUAUUUAACAAAUACAAUUAUUUAUUGUACAAAUUCUAGAAAAAUACAAUCAAUACGAUUAUUUGGAUUUUUUAUUGUCGAUACACCUCUAUUAUUAAAAGUUCUAGCAUUUAUAGCAACUGGUAUCGGUGCAGUUUUAAGAAAGAAACUUACACAAUUAAAAAUCUAA
Messenger RNA from Didymodactylos carnosus, 2694 nucleotides. The record is from the annotation of a GenBank genome assembly. Lineage: Eukaryota; Metazoa; Rotifera; Eurotatoria; Philodinida; Philodinidae.